This is a messenger RNA of Protopolystoma xenopodis, 633 nucleotides long. Lineage: Eukaryota; Metazoa; Platyhelminthes; Monogenea; Polystomatidea; Polystomatidae. The record is from the annotation of a GenBank genome assembly.
AUGUUUGAUGACUCGAUUUCCGAUACACAAAUCAGUUUGGAAAAUAAUACAUUGACCUAUGAAGACCUCACUUCGGAUGCCAAAAAAAUACCUCCAAACGAAAAUUGUAGGAUAUAUUUUGAAAGGUCAUCUUCCAUCGACCAUUCCGAGUCAUUAACAAAGAGUUCUUUUGUUCCUUUUAUGUCCUCUCACAACGAUUCUAUCCCGAAUCAUUACGGGGAUACACAUUGUCAAGCGAAGCGGAGUCUAUUUCGGCGCGUUACUAGUUUGACCUCCACGCAAACGCGACUGCAAAAGCUGCACCUAUUCUCCUCUUCAGUUGAAAUACCCGACGUGGAAAACAACGAAUGUCCCGACCAGAUAGAGAGGCAUACUAACGGAUUGUGUCAACAACGGAAUCCAGGAGGUCGGAUGGCCUCUCUUACACAUACCUUGAAACGACGUCCCUCUUCCACUGAACGGGUAAAAGUUCCGAGUUCCAGACGUUCCACUUUUGAGGACAACGAACUCUCAGUUAGAUUUCGCUUUCUACUAGCCAAAUGCCAGCCUUCAUUUACUGACUCAUAUAUAGCACUCAAUAAAUCUUCUAAUAUUCCAAAAUCUUCCGUCUCCGUUAAAGCUCCUCGAUUUUAA